AUGGACGCAGCGGAGACUGAUCUCCGCCGCAGAAGGCCUCGUGUGGACCCGCAAGAUGACGAUAAUCUCGAGGAAAAUCAAGCAGUACUCCCACUUGCGCUCAACUUCCAUCAAUAUUUACUGGAUAAAGGAGAACUAUCGACGGUCAGCCACCUAGUCACACCCCCAUUUCGCGGAAAAUACCUCCGCCAUAAUUUCACUCUGCCUGCUAAGUCACCAAUGACACCUUCAGCCCGCCCUCGCCAAACUAGGUCCACCAGGUCCUCGAAUAAUGAGACAGAGGUUUGCGAUAAGUUCAAUACAACAGGGUGUUUCUGGGAGGGCUGUGGUCUCGGGCACACUCUCGCUGGCAUCCUGACUUACGGUGCCCAGAUCGGUUAUAGGGGCAAGAAGUAUACUCGCUACUCUACCAACCACUACAUACACGAACCUGUCCCCAAGCACGAUAGGGGAUGGCGCCGCAUCCAUAACCUAUCUUGGCCCCCUGGAGAGGGCCUCAACCAGGGUAUACCGGAUUCCUGGUCAGCAAUUGAAUACAUCACAAUCGAUGAUAUCUAUGACCAGAUUAUACAGACUGGUCCAGGUUGCACAAUUACCAAGAGAGAUAUUAAGGACGCCUUCCGAAUAGUCCCUACUGCCGAGGAUAACCAGCACCUUCUUGCUUUCCAGUGGUACAAUUCCACUUAUGUCGAAUGUUGCCUUCCUUUCGGCCUCGCAACAGCCCCAUUCCUUUUCAACCUCUUCGCGGAGACUCUCCAUUGGAUACUCCAAUGCCUCCUACCGAUAUUCUACAUUAAUCAUUACCUAGACGAUUUUAUCGCAAUCACUCAGUCUCCCUCAAUGUCCGACCCUGUUAAUUUCUCUGACGAGGUCUACAACAGAGUUACUGACUAUCUACAUAUCCCUCGUAACACUAAGAAGGACGAACAGGGAACCUGUGUGACAGUUCUAGAUAUCCAAUUAGACUCUACCACAAUGGAAGCUCGUCUGCCGCCAGAGAAGUUGUGCUGCGCUACACUGAAUGCCGCAGCCUCUCUAAACGUACCGAGUCUUUCUCUUAAGCAAGAAGAACAAAGCUACAGUCCCUAUAUACCUUCUAAACCGUUUUCCCACGUGGGAGAAGUGCGCGCCGCCGUAUCCCUUACGAGCCAAAAGGCUGUUAAGCCCGAUACUGCACUUGCCGACCUAGCCGCUCUCCGAGCUUACCAUAUCGAUAACUUCCUUGAGGAUAAACUCUUCGACAACAAGCAUUUUCGACAUCUCAUAGAUGGCACGAGAAGGCUCAACCCUAUCACGAAAGUACGUGUUAAGAAACCGAUUUCGCGUGAUACCAUUACGAAACUAUCCGCGGGCCUAGCCACACUACCCUUACAGCCCUUCGAGAUAACUGCAAACAAUUUAGACGAUUUAAACUUCGCAAUCACCUGCCGGGUAGCAUUUUCUGGGUUCCUCCGUUUCAGAGAAUUUACCUAUAAAACAGAAGACCUCAGCAUACGCUUUAUCUUCUUAGCUACAAAGCUAACGCACUCUGACGUCCGAUUCUCGUCUACAUUCGACUACGCACAAAUCACAUUUAAGCGCAGCAAGACGGACCGCCGCCAUGAAGGAGUACAAAUUAUACUUGCAAAGACAGGAAACGGAGCCUGUCCGGUUAGUGCGUUUUAG
Aspergillus affinis is the source of this 1665-nucleotide messenger RNA. RefSeq lists its product as uncharacterized. Lineage: Eukaryota; Fungi; Ascomycota; Eurotiomycetes; Eurotiales; Aspergillaceae. Bases 1 to 1665 code for a protein of 554 amino acids. The record is from RefSeq and is a predicted model, not a curated record. The transcript is spliced from 5 exons.